Schistosoma turkestanicum is the source of this 306-nucleotide messenger RNA. NCBI's taxonomy places the organism in Eukaryota, Metazoa, Platyhelminthes, Trematoda, Strigeidida, Schistosomatidae. The record is from the annotation of a GenBank genome assembly.
AUGAAUAUAUUUCUUACAGUGUUCGCCGAUUCCACAGGUUAUACUCCAAGCAGAUCUCAAGUUCUUCCUCCAUUAAGAGGAAGCUUUCCAUUAGAUCGUCAAGGCCUAUGUAAAAUUGCUAUGUUGGGAUGGACUCAGUGUAUGAUGAAGAAUCAUUGGAAUAGUUCUUUGUGUAGAUCUGAAGCGGCUGGUUAUUUACGUUGUCGAGCAGAGAACAAUUUGAUGGAUCCCGAUGAAAUUGCUUUGCUUGGAUUCACUGAAGAAGAAUGGAACCAAGCUAAUAAAGAUUUUAAAAGUACAAAGUAG